AGGGAUGGCCGAUGAUGGAGAAGCAACAGAUGCAGAAUCUGUUACGUAUCCCCUCACGGUGCAGUACUGUGGAGUAUGUAGUAUGCCGCUUGAAUAUUGUGAGUAUAGUGGGAUGACUGAUAAAUGUUUGAGUUGGUUAGAAGCUAACUUACCGUCCGAAUUUGAGAAGUUGAAUUUGGGGAAUCGGAAGGAAUCAACGGAUGCCGAAAAAAAACAUCAGAAACGAGGUGGCAAGGGUUCUAAGAUUGUAAGCGAAAAAAAUGCGGCAGUGAAGAAGGAUGUGGUAACGAAAGUUACAUUGCAACGAGUAGCCCGUGGAAAAAAUAAGUCCGUUACAGUGAUUAAAGGGCUGGCUUCAUUUGAUGUGGAUUUGAAAGCUACCGCUAAAUUGUUUGCUGGACGUUUUGCAUGUGGUUCAUCGGUAACAGCAACUGAUGAAAUAGUGGUGCAAGGUGAUGUAAAGGAUGAAAUAUUAGAAAUAAUAGGGACGAAGUGGCCAUAUAUUGAUCCGAAUUUAAUUGAAGAUCUUGGUGAUCAAAAACGUUAAGUAUGAGAUAACUUUAAGUGGUUUGACCAACAUAUUACAUUCAUUUCCGUUAUCAGUUUGAUGAUUUUCUCUUCGCGUUUCUGUAUUGACGCUGAUGCGCGAUCUUAUCGGUAAUAAUUUAAUAAAUGUUAUGCACAGAUUUGUAAAUGUUCGCUUUUUUGAAUUUCCUCAAGAUUCUUGAUCUGAAAUGCAUUCUUGUGUUCAUUUGACUGCUAUAUUAUUCGGUAAAUUUUAUGAAUUUUAUGCAUUUAAAAGUUAUUCCACAUGGUGGCUUGUUGAAAUAUUCUAUUCUUGCCCGUGUUUGUGAGAUUAUUUUCAAGUGUGUAAUAUCUAUAAUUUGGAGAAGUUACAAUGAAAAACAUAUUCAUGAAUGGAAGGAUUUCACUUGAUUCUAUACUGUAAUUUAGGUCUGUAUUUAGAUCUGCAUAUGGGUGCUUUCGUCUUUAUAUAUUACCAGUAUGCCGUCAAAAUGGAGUGGGUAGCUUAGUUUUCUAAACCAAGAAAGGCUUUCGAUCCCAACAAAGCAAGUGCAAGGAUUUUCCUUGCUGACUGUAGAAGUUUCUG
This is a messenger RNA of Loa loa (African eye worm), 1111 nucleotides long. RefSeq lists its product as hypothetical. The transcript has 4 exons. Gene Ontology annotation, molecular function: mRNA binding; translation initiation factor activity. Gene Ontology annotation, biological process: translation reinitiation; formation of translation preinitiation complex. The coding region runs from base 5 to 547 and encodes 180 amino acids. NCBI's taxonomy places the organism in Eukaryota, Metazoa, Nematoda, Chromadorea, Rhabditida, Onchocercidae. The record is from RefSeq and is a predicted model, not a curated record.